This is a messenger RNA of Parathielavia appendiculata, 2015 nucleotides long. RefSeq lists its product as uncharacterized. Bases 1 to 1635 code for a protein of 544 amino acids. The transcript is spliced from 2 exons. Gene Ontology annotation, biological process: negative regulation of transcription by RNA polymerase II; cell differentiation; anatomical structure morphogenesis. The record is from RefSeq and is a predicted model, not a curated record. Gene Ontology annotation, molecular function: DNA-binding transcription factor activity, RNA polymerase II-specific; RNA polymerase II cis-regulatory region sequence-specific DNA binding. NCBI's taxonomy places the organism in Eukaryota, Fungi, Ascomycota, Sordariomycetes, Sordariales, Chaetomiaceae.
AUGGACCGCCACACGCCGACAUCCCCGGGACCAACAAGAGUAGAGCCGCUGCCAUCGGGAUUCAACGAACUGUUGCAACAUAACGCUUCCACCCUGCAUCCUCGAGACACGAUCGCCACCGAAGCGACGCAGACGCAUUCGCAACCGGGAUCGAGAUACGGGACGCCGGGACCCCAACCACAUCAGCCACAGGGACCUCCUCAGCCGUACAGCACUCCGGCAACCUCGCCACCAACGCCCUCGCGGGGCUCGGACAUGAUGACAACCCGAAGCAGCAACGCGCGGGGAGAGAUCGGCGCAAGGGUUCUUGGUGCCCAGAGCACGCGCAUCACCAAGUCGACGCCCAAGCGGAAGAAAGAACGAGCCAAGCCGCCAAAGAACAUGCCGGUGCUGGACAAGCCCAUGAGCGAGCUGACCAAGAACUCUUCAAUACCGAUUGCCGACAUCGAGACAUAUGUGAACCGAUCGUGCGAGGUUCGGCGGCAGGAAAUUGAGACCGGCAAGAACCCCGGAAGGGUCAAGAGACCCAUGAACGCUUUCAUGUUGUAUCGGAAGGCCUAUCAACAACGCGCCAAGGAGUGGGCGUCCCAGCACAACCACCAGAUCGUGUCGCGAGUGUGCGGGCUGAGCUGGCCCCUGGAGCCGGAGCACAUCCGGCAGCAAUUCAAGGCAUGGGCGGACCUGGAGCGCGACAACCACCAGAAAGCCCACCCCAACUACAAGUUCACCCCGUCGAAGCCGCAUAAACCGCCGCCCAAGUUCGAGGCGGGCUAUGACGACCGCAGCGACGGCUCCGACUUGGAGGACUAUGACUGGUCCGGCAGAGCAGGUUCCCGGAUACGGUCAACGACACACACACCCGGUGCCGACAGCGACUGUGGCCCAAGCCGCUCGGUAUAUGCGGCCGUCCACGCGCAGCAGCAGCAGCACCAGCUCACGGGAAUGCAUCCGAUGGGCAUGCUGCGGAACAAUGCUCGAUCGGCCGCUCUCGAUGUCAACUCGGCAAAGACCAUGGCGGCUGCGUACGACCGCCGGGACCACCUCAUGGGACAAUAUUACGAGGCGCACUUCCGCAACCAGCAGCAGAGGCACUUGCACCACGGCGCGGUUGUUGAAGACUUUGUGCGCCGGACGCCGUCGCCGAGCCUGGCGUUCCAACAGCACAACGCCGGUCUGCACUCGCACUACGAGCUCCCGAACGUCACCCAGUACGCCCUCAAAGCCGAGCCGCCGACCCAGCACCAGCAGACCCUGCACUCCCAGCCAUCGCAGCAGCACCACCACCAACAACAACACCAUGCUCAGCAGUUUGAGCAUCGCAUCGACCCAUCGCUCAUGCCACAGGAAGACGUCCUGUUCGACGCGGGAACCAACUUCAACAACGCGAUGGCGGGCAUGUAUGACGGCGGUCUGGGGGGGACGACGCAACAUGGCUGGCAGACCGGAACCGGGCAGCAUCUGGCCAACCCCGAGGCUGAGAGCCAAUUCUCGCACGCCUUCGGCAUGGGCCUCGACGAGACACUGUCUCUUGAGCAGCACACCCAGUUCCUGAGGGGCGCCGACGAAUGGCAGAUCGAGCCUCUCCCGGAGACGGCGCACUUCGACACGAGCUGGGUCGAGCCUAAGGCUGAGUGAGCUCUGAGGGCUGAUCGAGAGAAGAAAAAACACGAGGAGAGGAAAUGACGGUGGGGAAGGAGGUUACAGGCAUGGGGGUGGUGGUGGGAGAGUAUCUUGGCGCAGAAAUGGCAGUAGAUGAUAACACUGUACCCAAAUCAGUGCGUUUUUAAACAUGCCUCAACUCGAGGGUUUCAUUAGCAAAGGCGUUGGCGUUUGUGAAAGGACAUCGGAGAGGUUUGGCUGGGAUGUGGGUGAAGGAUCCAGGCGGAUUUCUGGACAUGAUCAUCAUUUUUGGGGAAAGGACUCUGGGAAGAAGAUUGAAAAUUGGGGAUAGACCAACAGAGAAAUUCUUAGCUUCGCGUCCAUAAUAGACAAACAUCACUCAGCUUGUUUCUUUG